Molecule: messenger RNA, 450 nt
Organism: Rhizophagus irregularis DAOM 181602=DAOM 197198
Lineage: Eukaryota; Fungi; Glomeromycota; Glomeromycetes; Glomerales; Glomeraceae
Source: RefSeq, a predicted model, not a curated record
GCUUUAAUUUUAUCGCCAUUACAAGCACAUUAUUUGAAGAGAGAACUUAUUUCUCGUCAUAUAAGACCUGAUAUUCUAUCACUUCACAAUAUGGAGCUUCAAAAAACUUGUAAAUUCAAACAGAAAGAAAUAAAAGGAGAAGGGUGGUCCAAUACUUUUGGUAGGGGAGUAUAUCACCUCGUCCUUGCGAUAUUACAGUAUAUAGAGACUUUUAACCCUGAGGUCUCAUUUACCGGAACUAUCAACAAUGUUAAGAUAGAUAGUACAAGUUUAUUAAAUGAUCUCUUUGCUACGCUCGUCAAAGAGGCAAAGAAAUUUAAUCGAAUUACUGUUUCAGUGGUAAUAGUAGUGAUUCCUGGUGAUGAUUUUGUGGGAAUUGCUUAUGAUUAUGAUUUAGAAAGUCAAUAUAAAAACGAUGAUUUAGAACAGUGUCAGAUUCAGUUUCUAUGA